AUGUCGAAUGAGCCGUCUUACGAGGACUAUGUGGAACGACAUGUCAUCCUUCCCAAGCCGUUUUUGAAACGCAUCCCUAAAAGUUACUUUGACCCUGAAGAGCCAGGUGUACUGCGAAUUCUCUCCGAUGCCGAAUGGCGAGGAAUCGGCAUUACUCAGAGUCUCGGAUGGGAGCACUACGAGGUGCAUGGUACGUCGCAGCACGGCUUACACGACAGCGCCUGA
Messenger RNA from Malassezia sympodialis ATCC 42132, 225 nucleotides. RefSeq lists its product as uncharacterized. Bases 1 to 225 code for a protein of 74 amino acids. Gene Ontology annotation, molecular function: cyclin-dependent protein serine/threonine kinase regulator activity. The transcript has 2 exons. The record is from RefSeq and is a predicted model, not a curated record. Lineage: Eukaryota; Fungi; Basidiomycota; Malasseziomycetes; Malasseziales; Malasseziaceae.